GUACUCAUCUCUGGUGAAAAUCGGCUUAUUGGCAAUUUUCUUACUGAUCGUUGCACCUAGUUGGCUGUUCGUCCAGUCGAAUAUAGUUGAUUUUUCAUUACUAUCUGUAUUCAGUGGUGAUUGGUAGUCAUCCCCCGACUCAUUCGUAUUUGCCUUGGUGUGGUUUAGUGAGGGGCGGGUGGAUUCUUAUAUUGAACAAGCAAAUUGGUAGGCAGUGAUACGGACACCAUGGCAGAGUUGGCUGCCCUCCUUCGUCAGGAAAUACCUGAAGGAAGAAGCAAUCUUGCAGACAGCCAUACGAAUUUGGAACGUGUAGCUGAGUAUUGUGAAGCAAAUUAUUUUCAAGCAGAAAAUAAAAGGAUUGCUUUAGAGGAAACAAAAAAUUAUACAACACAAUCAUUAGCCAGUGUAGCUUAUCAGAUAAAUACACUUGCUUAUAAUUUUCUACAGUUAUUGGACUUACAGACAUCUCAGCUUGCUGAGAUGGAAAGUCAAAUGAAUCAUAUUGCACAAACUGUCAUGAUACACAAGGAAAAGGUGGCUCGCAGAGAAAUUGGGGUACUUACUGCAAACAAAAUGACUACCCGCCAAUAUAAAAUCAUUGCUCCUGCAAAUCCUGAAAAGCCUAUAAAAUAUGUCAGGAAGAGUAUUGAUUAUACGAUUCUUGAUGAAAUUGGUCAUGGUGUGCGAAGUGGUGGUACUCCAAGGAGUAAGCAAAGAGGUGGAAGCCAGGGCAGCGUUCAAAGUUUGGGAGCAGCAUCUACAGGUUCAGGAUUAGGGGCCACAAUGGUGGGGCCUGCACCAACAACUAAACCGCCUACACCGCCGCAAACUGUUAGAACAGGAACUUUGAGUAAAGGUUCACGGGAGUACCGAACACCGCCUGCAGUGGCACCACCACAAGUGCCCAGUCAUUAUGCACCCAAUUAUCCACUGGGUCAUCCAAGGCGGGAGCGUGGACCGGGUUACAGCACACUUCCUCUUCAUGCUCACACAACUUCUCACCCGAGUCACAUUGCUGGCCACACUGUAAAUCAUAACACUCCCUCAGGCACAAUGCCCCAGCAUACAUCACCACCCCAAGUAGGAACAGUCCAUCCGCUGCAGAGUCAUCCUCAAACGCCACCACCUGCACCGCCAAGUAUCACUGGUGUAGCUGGAUACGUGCAAGAACAGCAUAAUAGCAUGCCACCACCACCCUCGCCAUUAGUUGGUAUUGGUGGAGAUGUCACUGAUUACACCGGUCAUCAUACUCUGCCGCAUCGUUUAUCUCAUCAACUGAGUCGUAGCAGCGGUGCCAGCAGUCCUCCUUUACCGCCGCCACCGCCUCCAGAACAGGAAGAGCAUCCUCAGUUUGGCAGACCGUCACAGUCUACCGGUGCAAUAAUGCCUAUUGUACCUGACGAAGAAGAUCUGCCUGGAUGGGUACCUAAGAAUUACAUAGAGAAAGUGGUGGCCAUUUAUGAUUAUUACGCCGAUAAGGAGGAUGAGUUGAGUUUUCAAGAGAGCUCGGUUAUCUACGUGUUGAAAAAGAACGACGAUGGUUGGUGGGAAGGCGUUAUGGAUGGAAUUACUGGACUUUUUCCGGGAAACUACGUCGAGCCCUGCGUUUAAUUUAGAGUUUGGGUAUAGUGCGAAAAUUAUUUAGAUUCUAUAAAAAACCUUGGGAUUAUUUGCUUCUCCAUAAAAAGGCCGUAUCUCAUAAUUCAUGUUGCAUUGGAUGACAAAGGCGAUUGGUGCUGGAAAGUAUGCAACUUCCUGACCGAUGAUUCUUUACCAAAUUACUUCUAGUUAUUAUCGUUGUCUAUCAAAGUAAGCCCAUCGAGGUUUUUACAUCUACAUUUUAAGAAAUGAUACGUUUUAGUGUGUUGCGUUAAUAACACUCAUAAAUAAGUAUUAAGAGUACGUCCGCGAACUUAUGGAAUUCAUCUCUGAUAAAAUGUGACUAGCCAUUCGAAUAACGAAUAGAACCUGUAAUUUCUUAUUAUUUCUAUAAGUAGCGUUUUACUUUAUAUCCUAAUGUAGACGUUCGUAGUAAUAAUAACACUUCCUUCCGUGGCCUGCUACUGUCAAGAUAAAAAAAAGUGCAUAAUUAAUGUUAUUCAUACGAACAGUUUGAUAUCAAAGAUUAUUUUGCAAAACAAAAAUUGCAUUGCUCAAUGCAAGUACUGUCUUGUAGCAUAACCAAAUGUAGUGCGAUUCCUGUCGAUUUGGCUGCUUGCUUAUUUGAUUUUAUUAAAAAAAUUUGUAGCUGAUAUAAAAUAAAGGUUGACUACGAACGGA
Cephus cinctus (wheat stem sawfly) is the source of this 2283-nucleotide messenger RNA. It is a transcript of the gene Abi, whose product is annotated as abl interactor 2. Gene Ontology annotation, molecular function: SH3 domain binding. The transcript is spliced from 5 exons. The record is from RefSeq and is a predicted model, not a curated record. The coding region runs from base 229 to 1614 and encodes 461 amino acids. NCBI's taxonomy places the organism in Eukaryota, Metazoa, Arthropoda, Insecta, Hymenoptera, Cephidae.